Messenger RNA from Perca flavescens (yellow perch), 1656 nucleotides. It is a transcript of the gene gfi1b, whose product is annotated as growth factor independent 1B transcription repressor. The coding region runs from base 296 to 1282 and encodes 328 amino acids. Gene Ontology annotation, molecular function: DNA-binding transcription factor activity, RNA polymerase II-specific. The transcript has 7 exons. Lineage: Eukaryota; Metazoa; Chordata; Actinopteri; Perciformes; Percidae. The record is from RefSeq and is a predicted model, not a curated record. Gene Ontology annotation, biological process: regulation of transcription by RNA polymerase II. Gene Ontology annotation, cellular component: nucleus.
CUGCAGGUUGGCCAUUUCAUUGGUUGAAAGCACAGUCAGAUUCUCCAGCGAAAUUAUCUGAUUGAAAAUCAGCGAGGGGAGAAAAAGAGAGAGCAACAAGUGUGAUGGUUUUAGGCUGCUUUGCUUUUGUGACUUUUAAGGAAAGGAUUUUACUCCGCAGAGCCGCUUCACACCAGGACAUUAUUACUAUUAUUAUUAUUGUUAUUAUUAUUGUUAUUAGUAGUAGUAGUAGCCUAUUAUUGGGGCCUACUGCACGUUUCAUUUCGACGGGGACCUGUUGAGUUAACGGAUCAAUAUGCCCCGGUCAUUUCUGGUGAAAAACAAAAGGUGCACGUCCUAUAAUGUUCACCGAUCAUAUGAAGACGAGCCGAAGGCCCCCACAAGUACAGAAGACCCACUAGAGGUCCAGAGCACGGACUCUGAAGACAGGCCUCGGUCGGAGGGGCAGUCUUCCCCUGUGGACCACUGCUCUUUCGAAAAGGACGAGGCAGAGCUUGAAUGUCCCUUACCUGCUCACCCAGAGCCAACCCGACCCCCCAUGGCUCCCACGCAGCCAUACUACCUAAAUGAGCCUCACAUGGCCGGAUUCCCUCCCUACUACAAGCCGCCGUACGCCUGGGAGCCGGUGCCUUCCUCCUACAAGCUCCGUCAGAUGAGUUUUAGCCCCACAGUGCUGCAGCACGCCAGCAAUCUGUACGGCAGUCACAUCAGCCGCAGCCCGCAGCCUCCGCAGCCUCUGGACUGCAGCACGCACUACUCCCCCACCUCCAACACCUACCACUGUAUCACCUGCGAGAAGGUGUUCUCAACGCCCCACGGGCUGGAGGUUCACGUCAGGAGGUCGCACAGUGGAACCAGACCUUUUGGCUGCAGCAUCUGCAGGAAGACCUUCGGCCACGCAGUCAGUCUGGAGCAACACAUGAAUGUCCACUUGCAGGAAAAGAGCUUUGAGUGCAAGAUGUGUGGCAAAUCAUUCAAGCGCUCCUCCACUCUCUCCACGCACCUGCUCAUCCACUCGGACACAAGGCCUUACCCCUGCCAGUACUGCGGCAAGAGGUUCCACCAGAAGUCUGACAUGAAGAAACACACGUACAUUCACACCGGUGAAAAGCCCCACAAGUGCCAAGUGUGUGGUAAAGCGUUCAGCCAAAGCUCCAACCUGAUCACCCACAGCAGGAAACACACGGGCUUCAAACCGUUUGGAUGCGACAUUUGCUCCAAGGGCUUCCAGCGUAAAGUGGAUCUCCGCAGGCACCACGAGACCCAGCACGGCAUGAAGUGAAGAGGAAGCCAGACCAGAGCCUGUGUUAAUGUGUAUAAUACAUUUCUAUUCAAACAAUAAGCUGAUAUGGAAUUCGGAUUGAAGGCUAUUUAACUAUAGCAAAGUGUCGUCAGUAUAACGAAGAAAUUAAUUCAAUUGUAUUAGUUAAUAUAUUGGAAGUGAUCUUUCAAAAGUUGUGUUUAUAUGUGGAUGAAUGGGAGACGUGCUGUUGUCAUUUAGAAUCAAUGUACUUAUGCUUUUGGCUUUUGAUAACAAAAGCAGCAAGAACGUUAUUUUUUGGUUUCAUAUAAUUUAUUUAAAGUGUGCUUGAGCAUGGCAUUGUACAUUAUGUCGACUGGGAUCUGUGUGUGAGUUGAUAAAUGCUUUAAAUUGAA